AUGAGGCCUGUUCUGGUAUUUAAGAGGGCUCUCUCUACGAAAACGCGUCCAGCUACUGCUGUGAUGUUCAUGAACAUGGGCGGACCGUCUACUGUGCCCGAGACGUACGACUUCCUGUUGAGGUUGUUUUCCGAUGGAGAUUUGAUUCCUUUUGGAAGAUUCCAGAACCUUCUCGCUAAGUUCAUUGCCAAGCGCAGAACCCCGAAGAUUGAGUCGUACUACCAGGAAAUCGGUGGAGGGUCUCCAAUCAGGAAGUGGAGUGAGUUGCAGUGCAAGGCUGUUUGUGAACGUCUCGAUCAGACCAACCCUGAAUUCGCGCCUCACAAGCCUUAUGUUGCUUUCCGCUACGCCCGUCCUCUCACUGAAGAGACCCUCACACAGAUGAAGAAGGACGGCAUCAAAAGGGCCAUUGCUUUUUCGCAAUACCCACAGUUCAGCUACUCGACAACAGCCUCUUCCAUCAACGAAUUAUACAGAAAGUCCAAAGAACUUGAUCCUGAGUCUGAGAUAGAGUGGAGCAUCAUAGACAGAUGGCCCAAGCACCCAGGCCUGGUGAAGGCUUUUAGCAAUCACAUCACGAAAGCGAUUGCCGAGUUGAACGUUGACGAGUCCAAAAAGAAGGAUGUGGUGGUCUUGUUUUCUGCUCAUUCCUUGCCAAUGGAAAUUGUGAACAGAGGAGAUUCCUACCCGGCUGAAGUUGCUGCUACAGUCUAUGCCAUCAUGGAGAAGCUGAAAUUUUCCAAUCCUUACAGACUGGUCUGGCAAAGUCAGGUUGGGCCCAAGCCUUGGUUGGGAGGAAAAACUGACAAGAUUACGCAGAAGUUGAAUGAAAUAGAAGACAUUCCGGGAGUUGUGAUUGUGCCAGUGGCAUUCACUUCUGACCAUAUUGAAACUCUGCACGAGAUCGACAUCGAACUGAAGAAUGAGCUAAAGUUUCCAAGCAAGGUGCUUCGUGCCGAGUCUUUGAACGGUGAUGAGGAUUUUCUGGACGGUUUGGCUGACUUGGUGAAGACUCACUUGCAGUCUGGAGAAAGAUAUAAUAAGCAGUUGCCGUUGGAUUACACACUGGGAAAGAGCUCCAUCUAUGAAAUUUUCAACCACCCUGAUGAACUUUUUGGCAAGAAGAAAUGA
Messenger RNA from Kuraishia capsulata CBS 1993, 1131 nucleotides. RefSeq lists its product as uncharacterized. The record is from RefSeq and is a predicted model, not a curated record. Gene Ontology annotation, biological process: heme biosynthetic process. The coding region runs from base 1 to 1131 and encodes 376 amino acids. The transcript has 2 exons. Gene Ontology annotation, molecular function: protoporphyrin ferrochelatase activity. Lineage: Eukaryota; Fungi; Ascomycota; Pichiomycetes; Pichiales; Pichiaceae.